AGGCGAGGAGGAGGCGGAGGACCACACUUUGCUGCUGCAGAGGCCGAGAGGGACGGACACCCUGGCCGCGGCUGGACAACGCUCCCUCUUUCGGCGUCAUCACCGGCAUUAGAGCGCCUAUCCCGGGGCGAAGGGAGGACGAGAACCGCCGCUGUGCAGCACACAGGGUAAAGCAGGACAGCAUGGACUUCCAGCUGAGCAUUGGAGCUCUUCUCAUGACGCUCCUGAGUCACAUGACGUCAGCGCUGGAAGUGCCUCUUGACCCAAAAGUCCUGGAAGGAUUGCCGCAGCCCCCGACUAUAACGCUACAGUCCCCCAAGGACUACAUUUUUGACCCCCGGGAGAACAUCGUCAUCCACUGUGAAGCCAAGGGGAAGCCUCACCCCAGCUUUUCGUGGACAAGAAACGGAACCCAUUUCGAUGUGGAGAAAGACUCCAAAGUUCUGAUGAAGCCCGGCUCAGGGACUCUGGUCAUAGACAUCAGCGGUGAGAAGGCCGAGGCCUACGAGGGGACGUACCAGUGUACAGCCCACAACGAUCACGGCACGGCUGUGUCCAACAACAUCGUCAUCAGACAGUCCAGGUCCCCCUUGUGGUCGAAGGAAAGAAUUGAGGCCAUCACCGUGCAGCUGGGGAUCUCCCUGGUGCUACAGUGCCGACCCCCGGCUGGGCUGCCGCCUCCCGUCAUAUUUUGGAUGGAUAACAAUUUCCAGAAGCUGCCGCUGGACAAACGAGUGUCCCAGGCCCUGAAUGGAGACUUGUACUUCUCCAAUGUCCUGGCUGAGGACACCAGGAAUGACUACAUCUGCUACGCCCGCUUCCCACAUACACAAACCAUUCAGCAGAAGCAGCCCAUCUCUGUCACAGUGCAGGAGAUAGAUACAAUGAAUGAGACUGUGGCUGCUUUGUACAAUGUCACUACCUUUAGUGCCAACCCAGCAAGAGAGCAGGGCCCAGGCUUCUUGACGCCUUUGGGCGCCACCAGCACCAAGAUGGUUCUACGGGGCGAGACCCUCCAGCUGGAAUGCAUCGCGGAGGGCUUGCCCACUCCAGACAUGUCAUGGCAGAAAGACGGAGGAGAGCUGCCCACCAGCAGAGUCUCCUUCCUCAACUACAAGAAAACUCUCAAGAUUUCCGACGUCGGUGAAGCCGACGCCGGCGACUACACCUGCACGGCCACGAAUCGCCUGGGCACGGCAGACCACGUCAUUAAGGUCACCGUCAAAGCUGCUCCUUUCUGGAUCAGCGCUCCCAGGAACCUGAUCCUCGCUCCUAAUGAAACGGGCAUCUUGACUUGUCGAGUCAGUGGAGACCCCAAACCGGAAAUAAGAUGGUUUGUCAACGGGAUCCUCUUAGAGAAUGCCCCAGAGGACCACACCCGCAAGGUGGACGACGACACCGUGAUUCUCAGCAACGUGCAGUCCGGGUCCAGCGCCGUUUAUCAGUGUAACGCAUCCAACGAAUUUGGCUACCUGAUCGCCAAUGCGUUUGUGAAUGUUCUUGCUGAGCCCCCGAGGGUCCUCACCCCCCCCAACCAGGUGUACCGAGUCAUCACCAACAGCCCCUCUUUGCUGGACUGUGCUACUUUUGGCUCACCGAUACCAACCAUCACGUGGUUCAAAGACGGUAAGAUCAGCAUUAAGAGCGGAGACCCCUACGUGAUCCACGAGAACGGUACCCUGGAGAUCAACGUGGCCCAGUCGCAGAACAGCGGGAAGUACACGUGCAUCGCCACCAACAACCUGGGCAUCAAGGAGAACCACGUCUUCCUGGAGGUUAAAGAGCCAACGCGCAUCCUGAAGCAGCCUGAAUACAAAGUGGUGCAGAGAGGCAUGAGCGCCGUUUUUGAGUGUAAGGUCAAACACGACCCCUCACUCGUCCCCACCAUGACCUGGCUGAAGAACAACGGCGAGCUGCCGGAUGACGAGAGGUUUGAGGUGGACACAGACAGUCUGGUCAUCAAAGAUGUGAUGGAUGAAGACGAGGGCACGUACACCUGCAUCAUGAACACCAGCCUGGACCAGGACUCCGCCAGCGCCAUGCUGACUGUCGUCGAGGCUACUCCUACUCCAGCUAUUGUCUACGAGAAACCUGACCCAGCCACUGACCUGGAACUCACCGACCAGACUGAAAGGAGUGUUCAGCUCACUUGGAUCCCAGGAGAUGAACACAACAGCCCCACACAAAAGUUUCUGAUCCAAUAUGAGGAUUUGCUGCACCAGCCAAGCGUCUGGGUCAACAUGACGGAGGUCCCCGGUACGAGCACAACUGCACACCUGAACCUGUCGCCUUUCAUCUACUACUCCUUCCGGGUACUGGCGAAGAACCAGGUUGGCUACAGCCAACCCAGCCAGGCGUCACGCCAAUACCGAACCAACCCUGCUGCCCCUGAUGACAAUCCAUCAGACGUUCAUGGCGAGGGAACAGAACCUGGCAACCUCGUCAUCUCCUGGAGAUCGCUAACAGGAUUUCAGUCUAACGGCCCUGGUCUGGAGUACAAAGUCCUAUGGAGGCAGAAGGACGUUGAUCAAGAGUGGUCUUCCACAACAGUUGCCAACGUCACACAGGUGGUCGUGACCGGAACUCCUAUCUUUGUACCCUACGAGAUCAAGGUCCAAUCUCUGAACGACUACGGCAGCGGGCCGGAAGCUGAAGUAAUCAUCGGGUACUCCGGGGAAGAUUUGCCUACAUCGGCGCCUGACGACGUUCUGGUCUUGGUUCACAACAGCACCCUGGCAGAAGUGCACUGGGAGCCGGUGUCCGCUCACUCAAUCAGGGGGAAACUGAAGGGAUACAAGGUAUAUUACCGGCGUGAGCGAGGCUUGCACAAGACCGAGGAGGAGGCAGAUCAAGAAUCUCAAGACCAGGUUCUGACCUUCAGCGGGAAUAGUACUGAGGGCUCUCUGCCGGGCCUCCAACCCUACAGCCUGUACAACCUCUUCAUCAGGGUCCUGAAUAGCAAAGGAGAAGGUCCUCCUAGUCCAGAUAAGCAGUUUGAGACACCAGAGGGAGUUCCAGGCCCUCCUUCGUUUCUCAAUGUCUUGAACCCCAGUUUGGACUCUCUCACUCUGGAAUGGGGCCCACCGCUGAACAACAAUGGACGCCUUAUUGGAUACACUCUCAAAUACCAGCCAGUCAACAACACCGUUGAAAUGGGGCCGGUCAAGAUGAUGGAAUUUCCGGUCAACGAGACGACCGUGACUCUGGACAACCUGAACUCUAGCGUGCUGUACAAGUUUGACUUAAGUGCAAAGACGAUCAAAGGAGCCGGGGCCAACACCACAAGAGAGGCGUCCACCGUCAUGGAAACAACUCAUACUGGUCCCACUAUAGAGGCGGGUAAAGGCCCCACAGAACCAACUACUCCCGUCACUCAGUCUCCCCCAGUUCACAAGGCGCCCUCUGUAGGCCCCGUGUUUGGCACGUUUAAUACUUCAGUGUCCGAGGAGGGUGCGGUGAUCAGUUGGGAAUACUUCGGACCCCAUAAGAACGUUUAUGUGGAAUACACGGUCGAAAACAGCAAAGAGGAUUGGAAAAAGGAGUCGGUAAACGGCUCGCACUCGCAUGUAUUAAAAGGCUUAAAGCCAGGGACGUCCUAUAAGGUGCGCGUGGUAGCUCGAGACCCGGCCGGGCCCACGCUCCACAGCACCAAGGAAGAGGUGGUUACGGUGCCAGCCGUGCCCAGUCGCCACGUGGACAUCGCCACCCAGGGCUGGUUCAUCGGACUGAUGUGCGCCAUCGCUCUUCUCAUCCUGGUGCUCCUCAUCGUCUGCUUCAUCAAGAGGAACAAGGGCGGCAAAUAUCCAGUGAAAGAGAAAGAAGAAGCCCACCAGGACCCAGAGAUCCAGCCCAUGAAGGAGGACGAUGGCACUUUCGGAGAAUACAGCGACACCGAGGACCACAAGCCGCUGAAGGGCAGCCGGACGCCGUCCAACGGCACGGUGCGCCGCGACGAGAGCGACGACAGCCUGGUGGACUACGGCGAGGGCGGCGACGGGCAGUUCAACGAGGACGGCUCCUUCAUCGGCCAGUACAGCGGCAAGAAGGAGAAGGACACGCACGAGGGCAACGAGAGCUCCGAGGCGCCGUCGCCCGUCAACGCCAUGAACUCCUUUGUCUAACAAGCGCCGCGCGGCGCGGGGGGGGGGGGGUUGCCGUGGCGCACCGUAACUUUGGACCGCCGUGGUGGUCGCCCUGGCGACCGAGGGUGGCCGCCGUCACCCCCUUGCGCCCUCCCUCCGCCUGCUCCUGCUCGCAAAGACAGACGGACACCGCAGUCCAGACGGUGGAGGCUGAAGGAGCGACUCUUGAGAGGAAGCAAUAUAGAAAAGGAAUGUAUCAAGAGUGUCGGCCCUGUGUGUGUGUGUGUGUGUGUGUGUGUGUGUGUGUGUGUGUGUGUGUGUGUGUGUGUGUGUGUGUGUGUGUGUGUGUGUGUGUGUGUGUGUGUGUGUGUGUGUGUGUGUGUGUGUGUGUGUGUGUGUGUGUGUGUGUGUGAGUGUGUGUGUGUGUGUGUUCUGGCAAUGCUUACUUAAUGGGGACAUCGCUCCGUUUACACAGUCACCUUUAGGGGACCUCUGACGGUAUGGGGACAAAAAAAACAGGUCCCCUAAAGGCAUACUUGCCAACCCACCCGAUUUUUCCGGGAGACUCCCGAAUUUCAGUGCCACCCCCCGAAAAUCUCCCGGGGCAACCAUUUUCCCGAAUUUCUCCCGAUUAAUUUCUCCCGAUAUCCACCCGCACAACAAUAUUGGGGGCGUGCCUGAAAGGCAACGUUCCCUCUAAGGUGCGCGCCUGCGCAAUUGCGCACUGCUCGGGCGUCCUCUGCGCAGAGCAAAUAUAUGCCGCGCACCAAAUCAAAUCCGAUCUGAAUUCUAAACAAAAUAAACACAUUUAUUCUGUGUAAUUUUGCAAAUGCAACUCUGAGUUACAACAAGCGGCCCUAACGGUGUUCGUCAACACCGUUCAAUUAUUGUAACGUCUAUCGAGAUGCUUCGAGGACAGGAAUUAAAUCGAUCACUUUAUUGAGCAAAACUGUUUAUAUUCGGCCAUAACCACACCAAAAACAUGAGUAAAAAAACGUCUAUCUCGAAAAUCUAGUCAUUUUCUGCCGUACAAACCAGGCCAAAACCAACUUGUCACCUGUCACCAACACGCAUAGCACUAAGCCACUGGUGCGUUUAUGGCCACACAAAAAGUCGGACAACUCAAACACCACACAAUGAUACGUGUGCUUAUUCUACUGUCAUUUAUUAUUCAUGUUAAUUUAUUGAUAUUAAUCAUAGAAUGCUGUUACUAGAGAAAGUUCCAGGAAUGCACACUUCAUCCUAUGCUUACAUUUCAUUGUGCAACAUGAGGAUGUUUAAGGAGAACUAAAUGUGAUCAAAACAGGACAUAUUGUACAAUAAUAAUCCAUAGCUUAUGAAAAACAAGAUUUCUUUUAUUUUCAUUACAAGUGGGCCAAAUCACUAAUAUUACAAAAUAAUCUCAUGAAAAUGACUCCUGUCAUUUGAGUGUUAUUAAUAUAAAAGAUUGGUUUGAGACGGGUGUGCUGCUGGUAUUGCCACGUGUGAUGUUGCUCACAUGUGCUCCACUGAAUGCUCGGGGAGUUUUUGUGUUUGCUCAGACACAUGAACAGUUAGAGGGAACAUUGCUUAAAGGUACUGCCUUUAGCAUCCUCUCUCACCUGAAACCUUCACCCCUUAACAGCCACAUGCUGUCCAGGCGUCCGCUUUUCCUCCAUAUAAACAGUCACAUAAUAAUGUAGCGUUGGACGGGUUUAACAAUGGUCUUUACUCGAAGAUGUCAAGUGAUGCCGACACGUUGUAUGAUCUUUUAACUGGUUAAAUGAUCAUGUUAAUUUCAAGCACACUCAAGUGAAUGCAAGGCAUACUUGAUCAACAGCCAUACAGGUCACACUGAGGGUGGCCGUAUAAACAACUUUAACACUGUGAACCCACACCAAACAACAAUGACAAACACGUUUCGGGAGAACAUCCGCACCGUAACACAACAUAAACACAACAGAACAAAUACCCGGAAUCCCUCGCAGCACUAACUCUUCCGGGACGCUACAAUAACAUCUACGGCUUUUGGAGCUCAGUGCCCAACUGCACACACAACAAGAAGGAGGUCUCAAGGUUGGCAAGUAUGCCUAAAGGGAAACCUUUUUAAAUGAUAUUAAUCAUUUAAAAAGGUUCAACCAUUAAUAGUACUGUGAUUCUGUAUGGUAUCCAUCCUUUAGUUAAAACUAUUAUAUGUUUCCAAAAACCAAUAUCUGGUUUAGUGUUCCUAAGGAUGACAUUUUUUAUUGAUUAUAAAACAUUAUUACCUUAAAAGUAUGAUUCACAUUCAGAAUGUCCCAUCCUUCUAUAUAUGCUAGUUGGAGUCGCAGACAACUUCAUUACUGCUAAAUAGCAGUUUUCAGUCAUGUCACAGAGGAUGCAGGAUUAAAUAACAUUUAAGUCAGGGGUGUCCAAAGUGCGGCCCGGGGGCCAUUUGUGGCCCGCAGCUAAUUGUUUACCGGCCCGCCACACAUUCUGGAAAUGCUAUUGCACAAAUAAAAAAAACAUUAAAAAAAGUGGAAUGAGGUGAAAUCUAACAAGAAAAAGUUGCAAUGUUGACACAAAGCUGCCAUGCAGGCUGUUUUUUUCCCCUUUUGUCUAUCUUUCUUUUUCUUUUCUUUUUUGCCAUUGCUCAAAAAAAUUAAUAAUUUCAUGUUAUAAUGAAUCAUUGACCUAUUCAAGGCUCCAAUUAUUUCAAAUAUUUCACUUUAAAAUGUUUUGUGUGGAAAAUAUUGCAAAUAUUGUGUGGUUGCCAUACAAAAAACAUAGUUUUAUUUGACAAAAGAGCAUAAAACAAACAAAAUAAUAGUUCAAACGUAAAAUCGACCGAUAUAUCUGAAGUUGAUCUCGUAACUUAAGUGUUGAAAGUAAAAAAAAACAACCUAAUAAAAAUGUAUCACUUUCUGAGUGGGGCACCUUUUGGAUCCCAAAUAUAUUUAAUGGGUUUUUAUUGAUCUUUUCACUGUGAUUACUCAAAAAUAAUAAUGAAUUAAAAUCAAUGGUGUACUUCCCAUCAAACAUUGCUUUCUGACUGUUUUGGGCAGUGGGGGAAAUACUGCAUAUUUCAGUUUUAUUAUAAAAAAACAAUGUUGUCUUUGACAGAAAAGGCAUACAACCUUUUUGUUUUUUUUAACUUUAUAUCAACCUGAAGUUGAUAUACUGUAGAGCAGGAGUCACCAACCUUUUUGAAAGCAAGAGCUACUUCUUGGGUACUGAUUAAUGCGAAGGGCUACCAGUUUGAUACACACUUCAAUAAAUUGCCAGAAAUAGCCAAUUUGCUCAAUUUACCUUUAACACUAUGUUAUUAUUAAUAAUGAAUGAUAUUUACACUUAAUUGAACGGUUUAAAAGAGGAGAAAACACGAAAAAAAUGACAAUUAAAUUU
This is a messenger RNA of Entelurus aequoreus (snake pipefish), 7445 nucleotides long. It is a transcript of the gene nrcama, whose product is annotated as neuronal cell adhesion molecule a. The coding region runs from base 183 to 4121 and encodes 1312 amino acids. Gene Ontology annotation, molecular function: cell-cell adhesion mediator activity. The transcript has 32 exons. The record is from RefSeq and is a predicted model, not a curated record. Gene Ontology annotation, biological process: brain development; cell-cell adhesion. Lineage: Eukaryota; Metazoa; Chordata; Actinopteri; Syngnathiformes; Syngnathidae.